AUGCCCCAACUGGCUAUGCCUCCUCCUCUCAACGUCUUCCCCCCUCAAACGAUGUCGCCUAUACCACCUCAAAAACCUGCGCAAACACCACAACAGGCUUAUCCUCAAACUCAAAAAUUUAUUUUUCCUGGAUUGAUGGAGCAUUUGAAAGAAAUCCAUGCAAUUCGUGCAAGUGAGAAGUAGAAGAAGAGAGAGUGUGUAUAUUGAAGAGAAGGUUAGAGAAAAAAAAAGAAAAAAGUGAGGGAGUGAAGAAAAAUGAGAGAGACAUUCAAAGUAAACGUAAAAAAAGUCGAAGCUCUCUAUAAAAACCUCUAUAUAAGA
Molecule: messenger RNA, 321 nt
Organism: Meloidogyne enterolobii
Lineage: Eukaryota; Metazoa; Nematoda; Chromadorea; Rhabditida; Meloidogynidae
Source: the annotation of a GenBank genome assembly